GAGGUCCAGAAAGAAAGAAAGAAAAAGAAAGGAGGGGAACAGUUAGCUAGAGGAGCCGAGGGAGGGACUAAAAAGGGUACAAGUUUGCCCACAAUUUCAGCACAACGUUUUCUUCUUCUUCCCUCAUCGCAGGAUUUAAGAGACUCCAUCACUAAGGGAACUGAUCAUCUGUAGCCAUGGCAGUAGAAGGAGGAAUGAAAUGUGUCAAAAUCCUGCUUUUCUUUUUUAACUUCAUUUUCUGGUUAUGUGGCCUGGCACUGAUUAUCGUGGGAAUCCUGGUUCAAGUGGCUUUGCACAGAUCCAUCGCCAUCAAGGAUGCGUCAGCUUCAGGAGCUCCCAUUGUCGUCAUCGGGGUUGGUGUGGUGAUUUUCUUCAUCGCCUUCUUUGGCUGCUGUGGCGCCUGGAAGGAGAACCAGUGCAUGAUCACCAUGUUUGCCAUCCUCCUGUCUCUGCUCAUCAUUGUUCAGAUUGCUGCAGCCAUCGCUGGAUACAUCUUCAGAAACAAACUUUCAACGAUCGUCCAGGAUAGUCUCGUCGACAUGAUUCCCAAAUACAACAGCUCAUCUCAGUUCAAAGAGACUGUGGAUAAGCUGCAGGAGGAUCUGAAAUGCUGUGGCGUGAACAGCUCCACCGACUGGAAGAACAUCUUCCCUGAGAAAAACACUGUGCCUGACUCAUGCUGCAAGAACGUCACUACAAACUGUGGAGUCGGAGCUAUGACAGACCCCAACAAAGUGUACCAGGAGGGCUGUCAUGAUGCCAUGGAGGCCUUCCUGAAGAAAAACAUCCAGUGGGUGAUAGUGGCAGCUCUUGUCAUUGCUUUCCUGCAGGUAAUGGGCAUCGUGUUUGCCUGCUUGUUGAUCAGAGGCAUCCGGAGCGGCUAUGAAGUCAUGUGAUGAAGUAGUUCUGGCAGCAUUAUUUGGGAGCUUCAUUUUGAGGCCUUUUGUUUAUCUUAAACUUCAUAAGUCAAAUAUGGAAACGUUUAUUUUCCCUGGAACUGAUUUUGGAUUCUAUUUUCAUAGGUUAAAUGUUCCUGUUCAAUACUGUAUGUUAUUAGGGCUUUGAGACGGUAGAAAACAGUAGGAUUCACUUUAUUAUCACUGUAUGUUGCUGGUUUUGAGGUUUUCUAACAUCCUUUUCUGUGCUCAGUGUCCGUUUUGGCGCUGGGUUUUACUGGUUGUGAGGUUCUGUUUUUAUUAAAGACACCUUAAUUUAUGUUGGUUUUGCUUCAAGGGGAAAUAAAAGAGGGAAAAUCAA
This is a messenger RNA of Cheilinus undulatus (humphead wrasse), 1257 nucleotides long. It is a transcript of the gene cd63, whose product is annotated as CD63 molecule. The coding region runs from base 177 to 896 and encodes 239 amino acids. The transcript has 8 exons. The record is from RefSeq and is a predicted model, not a curated record. Gene Ontology annotation, cellular component: membrane. Lineage: Eukaryota; Metazoa; Chordata; Actinopteri; Labriformes; Labridae.